Molecule: messenger RNA, 852 nt
Organism: Oikopleura dioica
Lineage: Eukaryota; Metazoa; Chordata; Appendicularia; Copelata; Oikopleuridae
Source: the annotation of a GenBank genome assembly
AUGACAAACCAAGUCUUCUUCAAUCAACCAGAGAGUCCCUUCCUCCAGCAAAUCUUCGAAGCAAAGUACACAGUAAACAAAACGUUACGAAAAUCGGCAAACGGUGUCAUUUACGCGGCGACAGAUAAUUUCACGAAGGAGCAAUUGGUCCUGAAGCAAAUUGCGAAGCGACCAGAUGACAUCCUGAAAAAUCGACUCUCCAUGGAAAUUCAACUCCACGAGGCUGCGUCUCGAGCGUGCCCGGAAAACAUCGCAGAAUUUUACGAAUACUACGAGAGGAAUCAGUCGGCCAUCGCGAACUAUGUGAUUGCAAUGGAGCGGCCAAAGAACUCGAUCGAUAUCUUUCAAUUCAUUUCGCGUUUCGGUCGAAUGAGUGCACUACAUGGGCAGUGGGUGAUGGCUCAAUUAGUCCAUACAGUGCUCAAGCUGAAACAAGCCGGAGUAUGCCAUCACGACAUCAAAGAUGAAAACAUUCUCAUCAGCUUGACCGACUUCAAGGUCAAACUCAUCGAUUUUGGCUGCGCGAAGGUCCAUUCUACUCAACCGCAAAAACGAUUCUGUGGAACUGAACUCUUCUUUCCUCCAGAAUUCUUCCGCCUCAAGCGAUACUUCCAGGACCGUGUCACAGUCUGGCAGCUCGGCUGCGUCUUGUUCAUCAUCCUCAUCGGGAAACUCCCAUUCACGACCAAAGACGAUGUCGCUCGAAAUUUAUGGAUCGCGAACCGACCAGAACUUCGCGCAAUUCACCCUGCUGCUGCUGACCUUAUCUCUUCAAUGCUUCACCCGGACCAGAUCAAGCGAAUUCGACUCGAAGACAUCUUUUCUCAUCCAUUUUGGUCGACCAAGUUUUGA